AUGCGCGGAUUCCUCCUGAAGGACUGCAGGUGCUGGGAUGCGACCAGCAGCAGAAACUACGAGGAGCUGUUUGAGAAACUAGACACUAAUAAAGAUGGGAAAGUUGACGUGGCAGAGCUUCGGACAGGUCUCAUAGCGAUGGGGAUAGCCCUGCGGACCGCAGAAGCUCAGAAAAUAGUGGCCACCGGUGACAAGAACAGCGACGGUGUGCUUGACUUCACUGAGUUUGCCAAAUAUCUGAAAGAACAUGAGAAAAGGCUGUGGCUCACAUUCAAGAGCUUGGACAAGAAUAAUGAUGGUCGUCUGGAUGCCUGUGAGAUCAAACAGUCUCUGGCUGAACUGGGAAUGGACGUAUCCACAGAAGCAGCACAGAAAAUCCUACAGAGCAUUGACAUUGACGGCACCAUGACUGUGGACUGGAACGAGUGGAGGGAGCACUUCAUGUUCAAGUCGACCACUGAUCUGGAAGAAAUUAUUCGAUACUGGAAACACUCCUCGCAGCUGGAUAUUGGUGAUAAUCUCGUCAUUCCCGAUGAGUUCACCAACGAGGAGAAGAUCUCCGGCGUAUGGUGGAGACAGCUAGUUGCUGGGGCAACAGCGGGGGCAGUUUCUCGAACAGGCACUGCACCUUUGGACAGGAUAAAGGUUUUUAUGCAGGUUCAUGCAUCCAGGUCAAACCAGAUCAGUCUGGUUGGGGGGUUCAGACGGAUGCUGAAUGAAGGAGGAGUGACGUCUCUGUGGAGGGGAAAUGGCCUCAAUGUGUUAAAGAUUGCUCCCGAGACCGCAAUCAAAUUUAUGGCCUAUGAACAGUAUAAGAAGUAUCUGUCAUCCGAGGGUGAUAAAAUAGAGACAGCACAGAGAUUCAUGGCUGGCUCUUUAGCUGGUGCAACAGCACAAACUUCCAUUUACCCCAUGGAGGUAGUGAAGACUAGACUGACCCUGAGGAGAACCGGACAGUAUUCUGGGAUGAUCGACUGUGCCAGGUCAAUUCUGAAAAGAGAGGGCAUUAAGGCUUUCUAUAAAGGUUAUGUCCCCAACAUGCUGGGCAUUAUCCCAUACGCGGGCAUCGACCUUGCUGUUUAUGAGAGCCUAAAGAAUGCCUGGCUUGCACACUAUGCCAGAGACACAGCCAACCCCGGUGUUCUGGUCUUGCUGGGCUGUGGUACUGUCUCCAGCACAUGUGGGCAGCUGGCCAGCUACCCUCUGGCCCUGGUACGCACUCGUAUGCAGGCACAAGCAUCGCUCGAUAACUCGGAGCAGCCCUCGAUGCGCUUGCUGAUUAAGAGCAUCGUGGCGAAAGAAGGCUUUUUCGGUCUCUAUCGGGGGAUCCUACCCAACUUCAUGAAGGUCAUUCCAGCUGUCAGCAUCAGCUACGUAGUGUACGAGUACACAAAAUCAUCGCUGGGUAUCUCAAAGUGA
Neoarius graeffei (lesser salmon catfish) is the source of this 1419-nucleotide messenger RNA. RefSeq names its product mitochondrial adenyl nucleotide antiporter SLC25A24-like. Gene Ontology annotation, biological process: transmembrane transport. The transcript has 10 exons. Gene Ontology annotation, cellular component: mitochondrial inner membrane. Gene Ontology annotation, molecular function: ATP transmembrane transporter activity; calcium ion binding. The coding region runs from base 1 to 1419 and encodes 472 amino acids. The record is from RefSeq and is a predicted model, not a curated record. Lineage: Eukaryota; Metazoa; Chordata; Actinopteri; Siluriformes; Ariidae.